AUGGGGAAAAAGAAACUGGAGGAAAGACACAGGGUCCUGAAGGAUGUGAACAUAGAGAACAUAUUUAAGUAUGUGGUCCCCUGCGGGAUCGGCGGAAGGAAGAAAACGGCGUUGAUUUUUUACCUUUGUAACUCCCUGGAGGAGAGGCACCUGGAACGCAACGACAUUCUGGUGCUGUACCUGAGUCUGCUUCCAUCGUUUGAAGGUCACCUCGGGGAAGUACUCCAAAGAAGAACAUCCGCAGGGAGGAAACCACAGAAGGGGCACCCACAUACGGAGGAAUCCCACUUGCAGUUGGGCCUGAAAUUGAGCAAACUGAAUCUGCUCUUUAGCUACAUCAUCACUCAUGUCUCCUAUUUCGUGUCGCUCAGUAGGAAGGACAAACAGGACACUUCCUCCUCUUUAGACCUAUUCGUUCAGCAUAUGCACGUACGCACAUUUGUGACGCUGCAAAAGUUUGUAUUCCAAAAAAAAAAAAAAACUCAAUUCGAAAAAUUAAUGACGCUGAAUCAUUUGAAAAUUUUAUUAACUUUUUUAAUUAACAUUUACAAGUAUAAAAUUUAUGAAGUUUUAAAUGAAGAAAAGUUUUACCUUAUUUCCAAGUUAAUUUUUUUAAUUAUUUUUUUUUUUUGUCAUGUGAAGGAGAAUUCCAAGACGGAAAAAUUAUUCAUUUGUUUUUACGAUUAUGUGUACCAUGUGUCUGAUAUGCUUAUUAGCAGAUAUUUAUACUACCUGGGGAGGAAUGGCUGGGGUGCCAAUGCGUUGUUGGUGUAUUACCAGAACAUGAUCCGAUUUGUGUGUGACUAUAUGAGCAAACUCAAACUUUUGAAACACGUCGAGAGGUACAUUUUGAAUAAUGGGAAGAGCCCCUUUUGCAGUGUUACCCUCCUCAGUGUGGUGAAGAACACCGUUGAGAGGCACUUACUUAUCCCGCAGGGGGAAGAAGCUCCGUUGAUGAGGUUGAAAAGGAGAGAGGUGUCUCAGCCGAGUCAACAAGUGAAGGGUAGUCCCAUAGCGGAUCAACAAAAUGGAAAGGACGGAUGCAUCCUCCCCAUGCACAGUAAAACGGUCAGCCAAUUCGUAUUUUUGAAGCUACUCCGAUUGGUGGAAAUAUUAUUAGUGAAGAAGGACAGAAUAUAUUUAACCGUCUAUUUGCACGAGACGAUCGGGAGGGUAACCACAUCAACCAUGGAAGAAGUUUUCCUCAUUGUUGACGGAGGUGAUGAGGGGAAGAACAACAUGAUGAUGACAUACGACCGGGUGUUCCACCUCUUUGAGUACUACUGUAACACCCUUUUUUAUAUAAUAAACCGAAGUGAUAAGAGAAAAAUACGAGAGAGAAGAGGAGAGCUGAGCACAUCAGGUACUACCAAUAAGGCCUACAUAUACCUGCUGAAUAGCUGUAUUUUUAACCUGUACGAAGUGUAUCUAGUACUAAUCCACCUGCUCCAUGUAACGCCAAAUGAGGUACGAACCAUUUUGGCGUGUAAUAAAUUUUCCCUCGUUAAGACAAUGCUACGUAUCCACAUCGGAGAAAUGGAAGUCACUCGAAUUGUAAACCUUUCGAUAUUCUUCUUUGACGUGGUGUUGAAAAAUGUGAUGAGGACUCCAGCGGUGGGACACUACGCCUUUACCGUUUUGAAGUGCCUCCUUUGGAAUGAUAAGAAGUUAAGUAAAUUUUUUCAAAAACUGGUGGGGACACAUGCCUGGAAGACAGACGGAUGUUCCAUCAUCGGGUGGCAGGAAAAUAAUGUUCCCCGUGUGAACUGUUUGGAGGGGGUAGAUAGAUCCAAACAGAGUGAGGACCCGAAAAUUGGGUAUGCUCACGGGGGUUGUGUCUUAAGGAAAGCCACCCUUGGGAGUGCAAAUCUGGUUGUAAAUGAAAAGAAUAGUUUUCUCAUCCAGGUGAAUAACUACGUAAAGUUGAAUUGGACCCAUAUUGGGGGAGAAGCACACAUUGGGUUGUUGUCAUCGGGGAGCACAAGCGACGUGGUGGAUGGUGCAGAGGUGAGGGACGAAUUGGAUAUUCUAAGGCACAUGAGCAGGAGCAGCACGAACAGAAGUAACACCAUGAGGAGCAGCACCUACAUGAGUAGCACUAACGGAGGCCUUCCCAACAGGAGCCACCCACGCUGCCGCAGAGGAAGGGAAGAAGUUUACACCAAGGUAUACUUCCCACUUCUGAUGAAGCAUCUCCUGUCUCAACUAAUAAAAAGAAAAAAAAAGAAAAAUGUCCAAGAUGAUGUGGAGAGCAACUGUAAGAACUACCUAGGAAUAUACAUUAACAAACUGCACUACUACUGCAAUAAUAUUUUUACGUAUAAGCCCAUGUUUAAGCAUAAUUUCAGCUCCUUUGUGAGAAGCCAUAUGGCGAAAAAGAAGAGGAACCUGAUCGAAAACGUGGCUUUCUUCAACCGAAUGUUCAGCUUGUAUAGUAAUAAAAAAAAAGGCAGUGAAAAAAAAAAAAAAAAAAAUUUCUUCUUCACGAAUAAAACGUUUGUCAUUUCGAGUAUAGAGAGAAAGUACAGUUAUUCAAAUUACACCUUCCUGAGGAAAAUCUUAAAUUACAAAAUCUCCCACUUUGACAAUGAGCACUAUUAUUUGAACUUUUUAUUUAAUUUAAAAUUUUUGCACAAUCUGAAUGACUAUAUUAAUGAGUACUUUUUGCUGAAGAAGAAACAGCUAAACAGGAAGGCUAUUUUUAAUAUAAGCUUGAAUAUAAAGGACAAGAUAAAGAAGAUGAAGCCCGCACCGGAUUAUCUGUAUGACCGAACUAUGCGUAAUGCUUCUGUGCAUUCGUUGGGCGCAUUUGGACAGACCGAUUUAAGACGACUAAGCAGAAGUGAAAACGUCGUUAAGGAUUCUCGGGCCAGUAAAGGAUGCACAUAUUCCAGACAAAGGAGAAGGGAAAAAGAAGAAGGAAAUUUGUUGCUCCAUUUUUUAUUUAUAAAUUACAAUUACUGCGUUUGUAGGGAAGACGCUGGUGAGCACAUGAGUCGCUUUUUGUUGCUCAUUCUGAAGUCCUUCGAAAGUGUAAUGCCGUAUGUACACAUAUACAAGUACAUUUCUGCGUUGUUGCUUUUUUUAAUAUCGUUCGUGGAGCGGAAGCCUCUGUCACGGAGGGAUGUCCUUCGCGUGGGGGGGGGAGCGAACACAUCAGGAGGAGGAACUGCAAACUGCUUAAGGAAAACGACAGAAGUGUCUCCAAAGGUGAGGAAGAACAAUCCCACCAGCAAGUGCGGGGGAGCUACUUCUCAGGAAAGACACGAUGCGGGUAAGACUUGCCCUGUUAGGGGUAACGCGGUGAGCAAAAUUCUAUUGCAAGGAGUGGCAAAGGAGUACGCCCGAGUGGAGGAAGAUGUGAUGAAUGAAAUGAAGAGGGUAGGAGUUGGGGGGGGUAACCUUCCACAGGGUAAGUACCCUCUGCUGCAGCGAGCAAGCAAUCGGAAGGCGGCCCUGAAGGUACUAAUAGGCACGGUGGACCGGUUGAAGACACACCUGUUCAGCAACACCUUCCACUACCUGUACGAAGACGUGAACAGGUACAACAAGUAUGUAGCGAUGUUGUCUCUGUACUUUUAUAAACUGUACUUUACGCUGCUUUAUUACGAAAUUUACCAGAAGGAUUACCUCCACGGGAAUGAAAUAAAUUUGUUGAAAAGCAAAAUAGCAGAAAUAACUCCAAUUCUGAGUGUCAAAUAUUUAAACAAAAUAAACAUACACAGUGUGUGUAGAAUAGAAAUUAUAAAGUCAAUAAAGGAGGAUAGACCGGAGAAUAAUGAUGAAGUAGACGUGAACAGUAACGACGUAGACAAAUUGUACGUUAUCAUAAUGCACUACGUAGAAAGCAUGAGGAGGAAGGAACACAUCCUAUACAUUUUGUACCUACUUAUCGAUAAGGCCAUUUUCAGAAAUAAAUAUAUCCACAAAAAUUUGAAGAAAUUAAUUCAUUUUAAGGUUUACAUUUUUCUGCAUGACAUGAGAGAAUUUCACGACUACAGCGUUAUUUUCUCCACCUUUUUUUUACAAAUGAAUAUAAUGAGCUAUAAUAAGAUAAUCAGGAAUUACAUCUAUUUUUUAUUUGAUCAGAUCUUCAAGUUGAAGUUUAAUGUUCUAUUCGAUGGAAACUUUCUCAUUUGUUUUUUGAAAAACCUAGAAAAAAGCAGUCUAGACUAUGCCUUCUCCAAGAUGAUCUAUGAGGAGAAAAAAAAAUUUAAAAAUUUUAUUGACAAAAAAAAGAGCACCAUGAUAAAGAUUAUUUACAAAGUCAAUUUGUAUAUUACUAUAAAUUACCUCCUCUUUUUGAAGAUGCUAAAUUGCUGCAAGUUUUUUUUAAACCUGUACUCUUUUUUCUAUUAUGAAUUUUACAUUUUCUGUGUGAACAAGUAUGUGAAGAGGUACCGGGGUAGGGAGGAAGACGACGAGGAGGACGAUGACGGGGGUUGUUACUACGAGGGAGUGUCCGAGUUUCGCAGGGCCAAAAAGUUGUCUUCCUCGUGCGCCCAAGGGGUAGGUGCUCCUUCUAGCGGUUUCUUGACCGCUGAGGCGACCGUGUUACUGAAGGAGGGAGACCACCCACACGAGAGUAGCACCGGCUGGUUGAUCGACAGAAGGAAUUCCCCGAAGAGACGCCGCAGCCGAAGGGCGGCAUUGAAGGGUUCGCACCGGAUAAUCGGCCGAAGGAGGAGGAAAAUGAACUCCAACUUCUUUCAGACGAAUAAGGAGUUUAGUGAGUUUUUUGAGAACACCAGUGGUGAGUCGCGCCAAUCUCUUCAACCAGAGAAGGUGCAUCUAUCGGAGCGACCACAUCUACCGGAACAACGUAGACAGGCCCGCCCUGUCAUGCGAAACGAGACGUUAAACGAUUCGAACUAUUUCAAAGUUUUAAAAAAAAUCAGAGGAGGAAACACAUUCAUUUGUAACCUCUACGAUAUUAAGAUAAGCAAGAAAGUACUCUACCAUAGGAAGUACAUAAAGGACUACAUGAACACCAUAAACUUUGUCAUCACCAUUUUCCUAGCGACCAACAUAAAUAACCUGAACAUGGAUACACUGAAUAAUAACUACAUGUAUAUAAUUUCAAAAAUUAUUAAGAAAAAUUUCAAAUUUUAUUUUUUUUAUUUUUACUAUAACAUAUUCAGGAAGAAGGGCAAGCGGUUUAAAAGCAUCUACAGCGUUAAUGUGGACACCAUUGUGAAUAACUCCUUUGGGGGCAGCCCCACCAUGGGGGGGAACGACUACGUUGCAAGGAGUAACACUGACGAACGAAAUGGCAACGUGUGCAAGCUCAACGUUAAGAACAAAUAUAUAUACGUACUGUAUACACUGUCCACUAUUCUAUCGGUGUAUAACUACAAGUACGCCUUUUUCAAUUACUACUUUUUUGUCUUCUACAAGUUUGUAAAGAUGCUAGCCAUGAUGACUGCAAAGUCCAUAUCGGUGGGGAAUUAUCUGGUGGACCGCUGUGGGGGGGGAGCAACUACAUCAGGGGAGCAUGCCGACUGUGGGGGGAAGGAUGCUCCAAAUGAGGAUGUACCGGACGAUGCGAAGCAGCCAAGAGGACGAUGCGUACUUUCCCGCCUGAGCAAAACGGAGAGGAGAUUCCUCGAAAGCGACAUGCUCAUGAUUGAGCGUUAUAUGAAUGACUACAUAAGAGAGAGCAACAUACAAAUGGGUAGGAACCUCUUCCGAAGCGAUAUGCCACAUAAGUACGUCCUGGACAGGUACACAACCCUCAUUAACAACACACUGUUGCUACUGUUAUUCACGAAUUACUUGUCCCUGACGUAUCAAAACAUAAAUAUCACGGAAAAUAAAAUAGUGCAGAGGAAGGUCAGCCUGCUGGAAAAGUACAAGCACUAUUUAAUGAACAGAAUUAUGCAGAUAUACUUUUUAAACAUCCCCUAUUUGUGUAACUACUUAGUCGUAACGUUGGAGUUUUGUCUCCUCUUUAGUAGGACCCUCCUGACGCUGAAUUAUACCUCCUUCUCCCUGAUGAAGGAAAUGAAGGGCAUUUUCAGAAAUGGCUACAUGUAUCGCCUGGUGAAUUGCUUGAACGGGUUGCAGAAUAUGAAGACCUUCUACCACCUCAGUUUUUACCGCAGCGCCAAUUUAUAUUUCCACAAUUAUAAGAAGGUGGCCGAUGAGAAGUUUGACUGCUUCGGGGGGGGAAGUUUAGUAGGUGUAGGAAGUGGCAAUAGCCCCCCCUAUGGGAAGACCACCUUGGAGCGCCCCACGCAGGACGACAGCGACGGUAGCCUGAGUGACUUCGACGACUACAUAUAUAAGGACGCAUUCAAAGAGGUGAAAGAAGUGAUGAAGAAAAAAACUAAGCAGUACAUGAGGGACUACUUCGAGAAGAGCAUGAAAAAUAUAUUUUACCUGUUGGAUUGCUUCAAGGACAUGUCCAGCAUUUCCCUUUUGCUAAAUUCUUACCUCCAUGAAAAUGCAAAAAUAAGGGACACAUACGAUAGUCUGCAUAUACAAAGCAUGAACAACAUAUACCUGUACAAUUUUAAAGCGCUCAAGAUGAACUACUACUUCCUAUGCACAGUUUUUUUGUCUCUUGUGCAGAUUUUCAAUUACACCUCGAACUUUUUCCACUCCUACAGCUAUUUAGUCGAUAUGUAUGGGAAGUACAAAUAUAGUUACUUCCUCUACGACUACAGUUUGCGUAAUUUUUUUUCCUUUUUUAAUAUUUACAUGUAUGAGAUGAGCAUGUCCAGACAGAGGAAAAGGACGUUUCUAAAUUUGAGGAAUCAGAUAAGCACCGUCUGCAUCGGUGACAUUUUUGACUUUAACAAGCUCCUGCUCCAGAAGGGAUUUCUAUUUUUGUGUUUUUUUUUCCACAAUUUUGAGAACGUCUUACCGGAUAUAUACUGCGUCAAUUGCGAGAAUAAGUAUUCUGUUGGAUGCAAGGAUAGGAAUGCCCUCCCCGUGGAUUUGGCUUCGGUGCGCCACGGCAGGAACGGGAAGCCCGCUGUGAGGGGGGUAUCCCAGGAGGAUACUGUGAGUGGAGUUGCCAAUGCGAAGAGCCUCCCUGGAACGGGGAACACAGGAAAGGCCUCUAACCACCUAAGUGGCAAUGACGGGGAGGACACCCCCGCUGUGAUGAACUUAAACACAGAAGGGAAGUUAACCCAAGGAGGGUAUUUCGAAAUGUUUUACAGUAGAGAAGGGAAUAAGAAGGUGGCCGUUUCGGUGGAGCAUGCAGGUGGCACAAACCAACUUGAUGUUGACUCCGAUAUGCAAAGAUGCAUAAAUAAAACUGAUGAGGAAGAAAUCCAUUUUGGAGUGAAGCCAACGGAUGGACAUUUGCAGCAGAUUGACGCACAAAAGGGGGAUCAUCCCUUGGGGGAGAAGCUUCACAGGGAAGAUAGCCAACUCGCUCGGGAAGUGCCCACCCCCGUACUCAAAAAGGACGCCCAAGCGGGAAAUGAGAAUGAGGAGAACAGGAGGACCACUGGAAAGUACACCGGAGGGAUUAUCUCCUAUUUUAAAAAUAAAAUGACCCGAAUGGGCAACAAGAAGGCAGCACGGGGGAAAGAACAGGUGAAGAAGAAAUUGCCGGAUGGUUACUCAUUUUAUGACGAUUCUGUAGAGGCGGAGGAACCUGCGAAGUGUAGUUCCUGCGGGGCGAACAAGGAGUGGGAUGGGAGAAAUCUGAUGAAAGGUUCCCAAACUGCCGAAAGGGGUGUCAACAUGACAAGGAAGGACGACGCGAUUUAUGACAAAGGUGAGGUGAAUAGCCAAAACGGGCAACACGACGAACACCGCCAUGACGGCAAUGAUGGCAAUGAGGACCAUGUCAGCCAUGACGAGGACCUGUGCACACGAAAACUGCGGGAGAAAGACGUGGAGCUGCUGAACGCCUACAAGUACCUACUGACCUACCAGAAGGGAAACAAAAGGCGGCUGUACGACUACCAGUUGAAGGAAGAGCUGCGUUGCAUGUGCAUAAACAAAUAUAUUCACAUCUGCAAUUUGAUAUACAACUGUUUGAUUUACAUGUACGAGCUGAAGUAUAAAUAUAAGGACAUGAAGAAGAGAAGGUUCUGUCUGUUUGUUUAUCCAACGUUUAGAAGGAAGAACGAAAUGGACAGUAUCCAUAGGGGUAAGGUGAAGAACGAAAUAGUAAUCAACACAAGGCAUCUCCUUAACCUCGACUUUAUCAUAAUGAGCACACUCUACCUUGCCGAGAGCAUCUACAUUAACCUGUACAAAUGUAAGCUAUUCACAGAUAUGUGCAUUUUUAAUAACAUAAAAUAUGUCUGCUUGGAAAAUAGCGAAGCGAAGAAGAAGAAUAGUUACCAGAGUGGGGAUCACAUUGUCCACUCGGGAAAUAAUCGUAAUAGCGUUGCAGCCAUUUCGGAGAGGAAGAACAGAAGGAACACGGAUGGAAGUGCCUACCAAUCGGAUUAUGUCACGCAUGAGGGAAGUGAGAACGGGGGCAGCUCCUUGAGUACGCGUGAUGUUCCUGAGGAGGGAGAAAAUUACGAUGAGAAAGUGAAACGAAACCCAAGCAGCAGCAACAGCGAUAGCGACAGCAGCAGUGAUGGCAGAAAAAAGAAAAAGGCAAAGAAGGAAAAAAAAAAAGCUAAAAGCAAGACGACGAAGAAGAAGAGGAAUAGUGUGAGCAGAAUGACCUUCUUCCUGAGGAGAAGGAAAAAACACAAUACUUCUAAAAGCGCCAAAAAUAAUCUGUCCAUAAACAACUACCUCUUUGCGGACAAAAGUGUGUCUAAGAAAAGCUGCAAAAUUAAGGAGCCCACGAUUAACUACUUUCACAAUUAUAAAAUUCUGUCCGACAAGUAUAAAGCCAAGUUGGCCAGAAUGAAGAAGAAAAAGAGAAAAAAGGAGAAGGAAAAAAAAAAACAAUCUCAAAAGAAGAAUGAGAAGAAGAAGGGAAAGAAAAAAGGACCCCCAAGUCAAGCAAUUAAAUCAACCAGGGGAAGUGCCUUUUACUCCUAUGAUGGGAUUUAUCGAAUUGACGAGGAUCAUGAGGAUGAGGAUAAACCUAGUGGGAAAGCCAAAUGGAAAUUGCGGAAAUUCUUCUUCCGGCGGAAGAGGGGAGAGAGAGACCCCUCCCGUGGGAGCACACACCACGAAAGGGACAACGUAACUACUGCUUAUCGUGCAAGUGAUCCGACCCGAAUUAACAACCUGUUUUUGAAGCACCACACCAGGAGCAUCAAAAACAGUGACGUGAAUGAUCUGCUCAGAAUGGACCAAGGCAACCUGGAGGAGGAAAACAUGGAUCAGGUAAAACACCUCUUCAUAACAUUUAACAAUAAUUACAAGGAGAAAAAAAUCAGCAGUUAUAUCAGCAACAUAUUCAGCUACACUUCGCUGCAUUCCAAUUUUAACGUCUUCUAUAGAAGGCACUUUGAUAUAUUGGGUCACAAAAUGAAAAUGGGAAGAGGGUUGCUGAAGGCACUGUACUCCUACUACUACAGACACAAUUUGUCCACAUUUUACAAGCUCUUCAAAAAGAUAGAAUAUAUAUAUGUGUAUUUAAAUUUACAUUUUUACAACUCUCUUUUUAACAUGGAUGUGAAGGAAGUAAACGAGGACAUUGAAAAGUAUUCCCUUUUCAUGGUGGUUAAAUACAUCAAAAGACACAUGCACAAUAAUCCCAAGCUGUAUUCUGCCUUCAUAGUGAAGGUGCUAAAUUGUGUAAACAACGGAGUUCACAAAAUGGCUAACUAUCUGUGCAUGUACCUUUAUAAGGACCUCAUGAAUGUCCUUCACCAGUACUUGAUCCAAGUGAGCAUAAGCAACAAAUUGACUCUGAACAAAUACAACUUAUUCUUACUGCGAAAGAAUAAGCUUAUAUACGUGCCCAUCUCAAACGUUUUAUUUAUGCACUGUAAUCAGUUAAGCCUUAAUGAUAUAAUGAAAAUUCUGUACUGUCACCCACAGUAUGGUCUCUUCCUAAGAACGGUGGCGGUUAGCAAUUUGCUCUACUGGUACAAAAAGAGCACCAUCACGAAUUGUAUUUAUUUGCAGCUGUUUGAAUAUCUGAAGGUGGACCUCGGAAACCGAAUUUUUUUCUUCAUCGUUUUUUUCUCCCUCCAGUCGUUCCUCUUUCUAUAUCAAUUUUUCUUAAAUUUGCACACGUACAUUGAGGACGAUUACUUGGUUGAUUUGGUUUCCCCGUAUGAGGGGCGGAAACACCAUUUAGUGGAGGAAGAAACUCGCAUUGUGAGUGCGUGGGAUGAUAAACACAUGGACCAACAAUGUGCGCUCUUCAACACAGAAAUGUUUGCCCCUAGGACGAACCUGCUCAGAAACUUACUCAUGCUUCUCUUUCCGAAGAGUAGAAGAAACCUUCCCACGGGGGGAGGCAAAGGUGAUAAACAUGGGGACACCACAAAUAUUAAUAAAAACCAAAAAAGCAUAAACAUCAAUAAUUUUAUUUUUUUUAAGUACCAAAGUUACGUGAAGAAGUCACACGUUCUGUCCAUAAAAUGCUUCCUCAUAAAAAAAUUAUUAGUCCAAAAUUUGAGUGACAAAAAUAGAAAGGCACUGAUCGAAUCGUGUCGUUUUCAUAACUACAUUUUUUACACAAGUCAGCGGGCGGCCCAACUGGACAAGAAUAUUCAACAGGACUUUGUAAAAAUGGAAGUUCAGAAUUUGCUGAACAGUAUGAAUGUGCGGAGGGUAAAGUUGCUCACCAGCCAUAACGCUGUUUGGAGCGUAUCGGAUGAGGUGAAGAUUCUUAUGUCCGCCACGAGGACGCCCAUUCUGUUGACCUUCAGGACGUGCAGGCGGGAGGAACCUAUAAUGGGUGUGCCCAUGAUGGGAACCGCAGUUGGAGGUAUUCCAGUGGAUCAUUUGGGGAACGAACGGACGUACCACCGCAUGUGGUCCCUCCCCAACGUCAGGAUGGCAAUUUCGAAUUACAGCUCGGAUUGUACACCAUCGAAGAAGAACGAUCGAAGUUUAUUCGUCAGCGCGGGGGACGUCCCCCAUGGGGGAAAUACACCAGAGGAAGCUACAAGGAGUGGUUCACAAAAAAGGCCACAUUCUUACUACGUACCAAUUGAUGAACACAAGGAGGGUGUACCCUCCUACGAACAUGCUAGCACCAAUCAUGGAAAGCGAAGCGGAAAUUUGCCAGAAAAAAACAUAGAUGGUAGCAACAGUUUAACCCUCCCUUCUUUACACAGUGCGCCUUUGACAUGCCCAAAAAAGACCCCCAAUUGGGAAGACAUUUCGUACAUUUACAAAGUUAAUGAUGAUGUGAGGCAAGACAAACUGGUCAUACAGAUUAUUCACAUUUUCAUCCACAUCCUAAGUGACUAUAAAUCCUUUUACAAUUUAUUUCCUUACAAUAUUGUGACGAAUAAGUAUAACAACGUGCAUGUGAAGGGCGAAGAUGGGGGGGAAGACGAUGCAAAGACGCAGAGUGGGCGAAAAUUCUCCUUCUCCUUCCGCCUCUUCGGGAAGAAGAAAAAGGGGCCGAACAAGGGGGAAGCCAAAGGGGAAGGCAGUAACAACCCGCCAGGCAACACCGACCGCAGUGAUGGGAAUACCCCUCUGAGGGUAGAGUCACGCUACCCAGUCAAACGCAGUGACGAUGAGAACGGAGAGCAACAACAGAUGAAGCAUAGCAGGAACGUCCCGCAGAAGGAACACCUCGAACGAAGCAUAAUUCCAUACGUACCAGAACAUGUAGGUGGACAUGAAAUAGGAAGAAAGUAUAAAAACAUCAUAAAGUUUUACCACCUGAAAUUUUCUCACAUAAAUACGUAUAUAUACGCUUUGAAGAAUUUUAUCUGCUCCUUGGCUGCCUACUCCCUUCUGUCCUUUGUUUUGCAAGUGAAGGACAGGCACAACGGAAACUUACUCUUCGAUGAUUACGGGAAUAUUAUCCACAUUGACUUUGGUUAUAUCUUGAAUAUCUACCCGGGCAUCUCCAUAAAUUUUGAACUGGCCCCUUUUAAGUUAACGAGAGAAAUGAUCAUGCUCCUCACCAUUAAAAGUCAGAAGAAGCAGUAUUUUAUUUUUACCUACAUUCAGUUGGUUGUCAAAGGGUACCUACUCCUGAGGGAAAAGAGCGACUGGCUGAUUUCGUCCAUUCUGAGUCUGUCCCACUCGGACAUCAACUGCUUUAAGUACAACACGGUGGAGAAGCUGAGGAAACGCCUCAAGCUCGACAAAAGCGACAACGACGCCAGCAUUUUCAUGAUCAACAAAAUCCACCAGGCGUACAACAACAUAACGACCAUUAUGUAUGACUACAUUCAGAACAUCCAACAGGGGAUCCAGUGA
Molecule: messenger RNA, 12276 nt
Organism: Plasmodium coatneyi
Lineage: Eukaryota; Apicomplexa; Aconoidasida; Haemosporida; Plasmodiidae
Product: Phosphatidylinositol 4-kinase
Exons: 7
Coding region: 1-12276 (4091 amino acids)
Biological process (GO): phosphatidylinositol phosphate biosynthetic process; phosphatidylinositol-mediated signaling
Cellular component (GO): membrane; cytoplasm
Molecular function (GO): 1-phosphatidylinositol 4-kinase activity
Source: RefSeq, a predicted model, not a curated record